Didymodactylos carnosus is the source of this 1251-nucleotide messenger RNA. The record is from the annotation of a GenBank genome assembly. NCBI's taxonomy places the organism in Eukaryota, Metazoa, Rotifera, Eurotatoria, Philodinida, Philodinidae.
AUGCAAAUAGAAUAUGUUUGGCCAUCAUUAUUUGAACAAUCGAUUGUUGCAAAUCCAUCGUUAUAUUGGCUUAAUUCAUCAUCACCAUCAUCAUCAUCGUCAAUGGAUUCAAAUUUGAUUUAUGAUCAAAAUUAUUUUGAACAACAAUAUUGUGAUGUGAACAAUAACAACCAGACUUCUACCAAUCAACAUAUGUUUAACUUUGGUAACAGUGCGACUGCAGAUACAUUAUAUGAUACACUUGUUAAUGAGCAAACAACAAUCAAAACAAAGCCAAUGGUGGCCGUAUAUGACUCAUUACGAGAACCAAUUAAUGAAAUAUUUUUUCCACAGAAGGUCAUUAAACCAUUACCCAUUGGAGCUGAAAGGAAAAUUGCGUCAAAUGUUCGUGAUAAUUAUUCAGUAUCAACAUCGUCAAGUUUGUCAACAUCAUCGAUAAAUAGUAAUUGUAUUUCACAUACACAGUCAUCACUUAUUCUGCCAACAACAGUCACAAUAACAAAUGCGACAACGACAUCAAACCAACAAUCACCAUCAGCAAAGUCAACACUAUUUCAUAAUAGCAGCAAUGCAACAAUGUUCAUGCCAAAAGAUCAAAAUUAUGACAAUAGUCAAGAUACAUAUGUAGAGGUAAAUCCACCUGUUGUAUAUGAUAAUUCCGAUUUACAAUUGAAUUCGACAUAUCCACGUAUUUCGAACAUGUUGCAUCGCUCUCUGAUUUCUCCGACUAGUCGAACUCCUCCAUCGAAACAAAUAUCGGACAUUAAUACGAUGCCGGCUCAUAGUACCAUUGAACAACAAUUAAGACGUGUAGUUAUAGAUCAAGCAACAAGUAAUAAUUCAAAAACACUAUCCUGCCCCAUGUCAUCGAAAAAAACUCAGCAACAGCAGCAAGUGCAGUCAGUAUGUACAUAUCCAAAUUAUCAAUCAUUACCAGUUCAGUACUCAUUGCCAGAGAUUAACCGUUUAUCAUUUGAUAACAAUAGUCCUCGCUUAAAUUACAGGAGUAUGUACAAUGAUCAGAAUCAAAUGUUUUCAACACAAUUUGCUCAAUCAAUCAACGUAACAUCACAAGCCGCUCUAUGUGCAUCAGCAGCGGCAGCUCAAAUUGCUCAAGCAGCUGUACAACUUACCGCCGCCAUCGUCCACAAAUAUAUUGAAGUAGUCUUAUCAGAUAAUGAACUUGAAUACAUUAAAAUGUUUGAUAUUAUUGGUCGCUUUGCUUAUGAGCGAUUAAACCAGAUCCGUUAG